CCCCUCCCGCGAGCUCCCAUUCGCUCUGGAGACGCCACUCAAGCGGGGCGGCGCCUUUUGGCGAAGUUUUUGCCACAAUCAAGAGCUCCACGUGUGGCAGCCGCCGGAGCAGCGAGGAGAGGAGGCAAGCAAGGCAAGGAAGGAAGGAGGGGAUCUCACAGCCAAGGGGGCAGCCGGGCGGCCAGAGGGAGCCUUUCAUUUCCUGGGCGAGGAGCAAGAGAGUCAGAGGAAAGACUCCCGACCAGGCGCAGAGCUGUCAUCCAAGGGAGGCGAUCUCGCCGGGAGCCUUGCGCCACGGAGAUGCGCCCCAAGGCUGGCUCGGAUGCCCCCUGAGGAAGACGAGGAGGAGGAGGCGAGGGGGGAGCAAGGGUGCUGAGCGGCAGAGCCGAGGGGCCAUGGGUGCCUAGCAUGGCCCGGGGAGGGGCGCCCCCCGCCUCCUCCUCCUCCUUCUCCUCGCCUCCUUCUCCUCCGCCGCCGCCUUCUCUUCUUCCUCCGCUCCUGCCGCCGCCUCCCGGGCCGGAGCCCUUGCCCCGCCGCGCGCUCCGGAGGCUGCUCCUGCUCCUGGGCUCGCUCCUCAUGUCUCUCUACGGCAGCUACUGCCUGGCCGGGGCGGCGCGCCUCCUGGCCCGAGACCCGGUCCCGGUCCCGGUGGCUGUGGGCGCCGCCGCCGCGGAGGAAGAGCUCUUCGGGGUGGCCCCGCUGCCCGGCGGGGAGGGCGCCAAGCGGCUGCCGCAGGCCGUGAUCAUCGGGGUGAAGAAGGGCGGGACGCGGGCGCUGCUCGAGUUCCUCCGGGUCCACCCCGACGUCCGGGCCGCCGGCGCCGAGCCCCACUUCUUCGACCGCAACUACGGCCGGGGACUCGCCUGGUACAGGGAACUAAUGCCAAGAACUCUUGAUGGGCAGAUAACCAUGGAGAAAACACCCAGCUACUUUGUCACAAAGGAAGCACCCGCUCGCAUCUCUGCCAUGUCCAAGGACACCAAGCUCAUUGUGGUGGUGAGAGAUCCCGUUACCAGAGCCAUUUCUGACUACACGCAGACACUGUCCAAGAAACCCGACAUCCCCACCUUUGAGAGCCUGACCUUCAAAAACAGGACUACAGGCCUUAUUGAUACCACCUGGAGUGCCAUCCAAAUUGGCAUUUACGCCAAGCAUCUGGAAAACUGGCUCCUAUAUUUCCCCAUUGGGCAAAUCCUUUUUGUCAGUGGGGAGAGGCUGAUCAGUGAUCCGGCUGGUGAGUUGGGUCGCGUCCAAGACUUCCUGGGUCUCAAGAGGAUCAUCACGGACAAACACUUCUACUUCAACAAGACCAAGGGUUUCCCUUGCUUGAAGAAAGCUGAAGGCAGCAGCAAGCCCCACUGCCUGGGCAAAACGAAAGGGCGGACCCACCCCAGCAUCGACCAGAAGGUGGUCCAGCGGCUGAGGGAGUUCUAUAGGCCCUUCAACAUGAAGUUCUACCAGAUGACAGGACACAAUUUUGGCUGGGACUGAAGCUGAAAAAUAUAAUUUAAACAAAUAAAAAGGAAAAAUAUAUUUUUGUACAUAUUAACAGAGAAGGGAAAUUAAUAUUUGUGCUAAUGUCUGGUGGCCCCAGUUAAUAUCUUCAUUUGGAAGCAAAUACCAUGGUUUUCUAUUUUUCUUGUUUAAAUUGUUCAGGAUUUACAAUGUCCAAUCCAGAAAACUCUCAUUUGGGGUCUAGCUGAUGACACCAGUAUGUGGCCUAGACAAAUAUGUUUCCAGUUUUCUAUGUGACAUCUUUUCUCUUUUUCUUAUUCUUUUCUUUCUUUCUUUUAUUCUUUUUUUUUUUUGAAAAGUUGUUUGGAAUCAUUCAACACUUAAUCCCAAUGUUAGUACUCAGAUUUUUAAACAUGGCACAAUAUUGGUCCCAUUGUUGACCACAUUAAUCAAAUAUGGGUAGGAUUUUUGACUGAGUCUUAUGAUAUAAGUUAAAUACAUAGCUGAUAGCCUGAAAUUAAGGAGCUCAAUCUCUACCUAUUUUAAGAAACCCACUGUAGAAGCAGAAGUGAAGCAAACAUGUAGCCAAUCAAAUGUAAAGCUCAGGGCCUGGGUUAGGCCUGUGCGGUGCUUCUAUUCAUUGGAAUAUGUAAGUCUGACUCUGCUCUAUCAUCCACAGUAUCCACAGCUUCAUGGCCAUGAAAGAUUUAGGAUUUUGUUUUUCAACUUCCUCCUAAGAUGUAUGUGCAGAUCGUUGGAGCAUCUCUUCUUUGAUCAUUUUUGCCAUAUGAUGUGGUUUACAUUGGUGGGUGCUAAUGCACAUUACAGGACCUAUCUUGGAGUAUCCCUGGUUUAAGGACUCUAAAGCAUGUUUCUGUGUUUUUCAUGCCCAGUGUCAUUUGAACACUAUGUUUUUGGGAUGCUUCAAUAUACUUUAAGUGGUCAGUGCAGAUUUCCCCUAUGACUCCCAGAAUGCUCAAGUCAGCAUGAACAGAGAGCUCCACUGCAGAGUUAUAUUGUCCUAACUGCUUCUUUGUUUGUACUACUAAAGCUGAAGUACGCCCUUGGGGUUGCGCCAUGAGGCAUUAACCGAAGAGUGGUGUGAGGCCUUGUCCAAACAUAUGACUCCAAAUCUGUAUGUUUUCCCAAGGAAGAUCCAAUAUCCAGGCUAAUUAAGAUAAAGUAUCUUCAUUAUAGUUUGAAAGGCUUUUCAAAGCCUUCUUCCUCAACCCUCAGCUGAUCCACCUGUUGUCUCCCUAAAGCCUUAUAUUAGCUCAGAUUUUCUGUCCAGAGCCCAGUGACAGCUGGGUUGAGCUGAAGAGUCAACAGUAGGGGAAAGUAAGAAGGAGAGUAAGUCAUUUUCUUUGUCAUCUCCCCCACUCAAGUUUGAAAGGUCAUGAGGUCACUUUUAACCAAUCUGCUCAGCCUUCUGUCUCCUCAGAAUGCUCUGUCUCUAGCCUUAAGCCCUUUUCUGGCAGAGGUUUGUGCCAUAAAACAUCUGGGUAAACAUGUUAAAAUCUCCCAAACAAAGAGAGAGGAAAGUAGUAGCUAUAGGUCACUUGAGAAUGGAACAUGUGACAAACCUGGCUUGCUCUAGCUCACACUAACUCCUACCAGAGGUCCCUCAAGGAGCUUGUUUUUGCCCAAAUAUAGUGUGAUUUCCCAUUGGAUCACGGAAGUUACAGCUUUACCAAGUCUUUAUCCUUUUGUGCCAAAGUAGUAGUAACAUUUGGCAAGGCAAUAUUUUAGCUAGUAUUUUGCACAAACAUCUGUGCAUAAAAUUAUUUUUUGUAACAUUUUCAUUAAAAUGUCACAGAAUAAAAAAGAGAAAUCAACAGAAAAGAAUCCCUUUUUGUAAUCUUCUCUGUCUUGAAGAAGACUUUUGAAAUUCAUAAUUUUUAUGAGCAAGAACAAAAUGCACAAAGAUUUAUAUCCUAGUUGAAGUAAAUAUCAUGCUGUAGAUUACACAAGUGUUAAAUUCCACCAUACACUCAUUAAAUAUUUUUAAAUAAAUACAUUUUAAAGAAAAAAAAUCCACUUUAAAGCAGUAGGCUGUUUCAUAAAUUAAAAAACAAACUUUAGAAAGUAUUCAAAAAUGUGAAAGUAUAUCCCCCAGAAUCAUGUUGGUGUUAUAAGAUAGGAUAACCUUUAUGUUGUAGAAGAAGUUACCCAGUGCCUUCUUCUGUAAUUACAUAUACAUACACAAGCAUGCAACUCCAGAAGGUACCAGGGCACAUCCCUACAUAUGAUAUUUAGCCAAGGGCUGGAAAACUCCUGGGCACUAUCUGGUUGCUGUUAUGCAGCUGUUUAGCUGCAGCUGAAUAGUACCUUGAGACUUCACCCUCCUAAUCAUGGAUUGGCCAUGGGAAUGUAUCCUGGAGCAUUCAACAAGGUUUGCAGAGCCAGUGAUAAUAUAAACCCAGCAGAAUUACGUUGCCAUUGAUUUCCAUUCCACUGAAACAGGAUUUUGGCCUAUGUUUCUUCUAAUCUGCUAACAGGAACUGAUAUGAGUGGCAAUUCAAGCCAAUUGAUUUUCAGUCAUCCCUCUGCUAGAAAGGGACAGCUCAAUCCCAGUCAAUUGGAUCUUUAUCAGUUUCUGGAGUCUUGUAAGACAUGAAAAACGUUAUCUGCACCACAGGCAUAUUGUUAUGUUUGUCCAUUCGCUUGACCACCAUGUGUCCAAUGUCGUACAGUGAUUUGGUGGCAGAACAAUUUGUAGAUCAAUUGCCACAGUGGACUCACAACAAUAACCUCUUCAUUUCAGUUAAGCUUUGUUACACUGCUUCCAAGUCCAUAAAUGGAGCCCACAUUUCGAUCUUCAUCGCACACUCACUGCAGUUGAUUCUUUGUUUCUCAUAUCUCUGUGCUGUUUA
This is a messenger RNA of Anolis carolinensis (green anole), 4328 nucleotides long. Its product is annotated as heparan sulfate glucosamine 3-O-sulfotransferase 3A1. The transcript is spliced from 2 exons. The coding region runs from base 409 to 1491 and encodes 360 amino acids. Lineage: Eukaryota; Metazoa; Chordata; Lepidosauria; Squamata; Anolidae. The record is from RefSeq and is a predicted model, not a curated record. Gene Ontology annotation, molecular function: [heparan sulfate]-glucosamine 3-sulfotransferase activity.